GCCACUACGGCGUUGCAAUUGUUGGAUGUUCUAUCUGGACGCUGACUCAAUCACGCCACGAAAAGUCAAUGUGUUGACCCCCCUCCACAUGUACAAUAGUGAGGGAUACCUGCGCCAGGCGGCCGUUCCCCGUGCCGAAGAGCUUAUUGAGAGCACUAUCGCGCCAAUCAGUGACGACCCUGAUCGGCGCUUUCACAAAUGGUACAGGGCCGUGCGGAAGGCCCUCAAGAGCGAUAAAGAUGUUGAAACGAACGAGGCGAAGCAUGAAGAUACGGAGGACGAGGUAGAGUCCGAGACGACGUACGACACGGAAGACGACACAGAGGACGAGAUGGAGGCGACGAAGGACAAGACGGAGGACGAGACAAUGGGUUCUUUGGUUGUGGAGUCUGAUCACGAUGUUGACCGCACCGGCUUGCAGGAUCGCCUUGAGCUGGGUACAAAGAACACGGACUUUCUUUUCUCAUCUCCCUCUUCGUGUCUUCUCUCUGGAAGGAGUAGAAUCUGA
Messenger RNA from Aaosphaeria arxii CBS 175.79, 508 nucleotides. RefSeq lists its product as uncharacterized. The coding region runs from base 26 to 508 and encodes 160 amino acids. Lineage: Eukaryota; Fungi; Ascomycota; Dothideomycetes; Pleosporales. The record is from RefSeq and is a predicted model, not a curated record. The transcript has a single exon.